This is a messenger RNA of Labeo rohita (rohu), 1468 nucleotides long. RefSeq names its product leukotriene B4 receptor 1. The coding region runs from base 24 to 1040 and encodes 338 amino acids. Gene Ontology annotation, molecular function: G protein-coupled peptide receptor activity. Gene Ontology annotation, biological process: neuropeptide signaling pathway. Lineage: Eukaryota; Metazoa; Chordata; Actinopteri; Cypriniformes; Cyprinidae. The transcript has a single exon. The record is from RefSeq and is a predicted model, not a curated record. Gene Ontology annotation, cellular component: membrane.
UCAGCUCAUAUAUUUUGUUUCUAAUGAAGGAAGGUUUUGCAUUUUCCAGACACCAACAUUUGAUGAUGGAGCUAAAAUUUAAUUCAACAUCCAACAGCACUGCUAUGGGUUCAGAGAGGAUCGCUCCUGCUGUAGUUCUGGGUUUGUGCUGUUUGGUUGGUUUGCCAUGCAACAUCGCGGUGAUCAUCAGCAUUGCUCGUGAGUGGAACAGAAAUCUGAGCUUCACCUUAAAACUAAUGAUUAACCUUGCAGUGUCUGAUGCUUUGACCCUGUGCUUGGUUUCUUUUGUGCUGUAUGGAAUACUGUUUGGAUGGAAUCUCGGACUUUGGUCUUGUAAGUUCUUGUAUUUUUUAAUGUACUGGAGUCUGUAUGUUGGUGUCCUGACGGUCACAUCCAUGAGCGUGCACCGUUAUCACAAUGUCAUCAAGUCAAGAGUCACUAACAGGAUGAUACUGCAGAGACUGGAAAGACGGCACAGGUGCCUUCAGCUGAUUGCCAUCUGGAUUCUAGCCUUUGCUUUUGCCCUACCAAUAUAUUUUGUUCAAGGACUUGGAUCGGACAAGGAUGGAUUGAAAACAUGUACGAGGACGGUAAUGAAGUCCCAAUCUGUAAAAGUGACUGUUUUGCUUUUUGAGAUCCUGUUGGGGUUCAUCAUCCCAUUUUUGACAAUGUUGACAUGUUAUCUCUGGUUGCACAAAGGGUUGAGUCAAAAAGCCAAGAACUCAGGUGUAACUACAGCUCCACAGGACCAGGAACCCAGAAACCAGGGGACAAAAGUUAGGACUUACAAGAAGAGGCUUGUGAUCCGCAUUGUUGUGGCUUUCUUUGUGUUUUGGACUCCUGUGCACAUUAUCAAUGUGAUUGAUAUAGUCACUAUUCUGACUGAAACAUCUCAUCCAGAUGUUCAUAGUCAACUGAAGUCCUUCCGUCGAGUGUACAGUGAUACAAGUAAGACUCUGGCUUUGCUAAACUGCUGUCUGAAUCCUUUUCUCUAUGCCAUGUCUUCAGGAAAUCUUAUGAAAUGUUUCAGGAAGAGAUAAUUCACAAUUUCUGGUUGAAUGAUUUAUUUUCAGUUAAAUAUAUGCUUGAAAGACUUUUGCACUAUUAUGAAAAAUGAUUCUAAACAGUAAAUUAGGAUUCUUUGGCUUGUAACAAUAGCAGAACCCUUUUUAUAAGGUUACAUAAACAACAAUCCUUUUAAAGUGCUAUAUACUGCAGGACCUUCACAGUGUUAUAUAAUCUUUUCAUAAUAGUUUAUUUUAUUAAUAUUGUUUUUAAUCUCUUUAUCUGCCUUGUCUCAUAAUAUCUUGUGGCCUGUGGUAAAACAAAAAGUAGAAACAGGAAAUAGAAGUGAAGACCAUUAGUGAAGUCUAUUAUUAUGUAUAUAUUUUGGUGUAACUGAGUGUCAGUUUCUCUCUGCAGAUGAUGAAGUUGUGGGAUGUGAUGCAUCUGAAAUACACAAUUGACU